AUGGAACCGUCCACCUUCGAUGAGCAGCUGUUUGGUGACUUUACGAGUGACACGCUCGGUACGUUGGCCGGUGGCGCAAAGCCCAUCCACGCCGGUUCGUCGACUGGAGCGGUCGUAUCGGCGACUGGCCACGGCAAUCUGCAGGUGAUGAUGGGACUGGGCCACUCACCGACCCAUGAUGGUGGUGGCCAUCAGCGGUUGCCCGAGGUGAACAGCAUCCUGUCGGUGGCGGGCUCUCCCAGCUACAAAACCAUCGACUACACCAACCUCAGCAAGGUGGAGUAUCACCAUCUGGCCAACGGCAAGCUGGACGGGCCGGCUUCCUACUCACCUCCUUCCGGACAUGCCCAACACCAGCAAACGGGCCAACACCCGGCAGGCAACAAGCCGCUCGAAUACGUCAACUGUAAGCUGGAAUAUUACACCGCGCUGCCCACCGCCCACGAUAAUCCGAAUAAAGUAGAGUUCAUUAAAACCCUAGAUUACAACGGGAACGGGCGGUUGGACUACUCCACGUCGUCCUCGUCCUCGCCGAAUGGUCCGAAGACCCUCGACUAUGGUGCCGGCGGGCCUGCCGGCGGAAAGCUCGACUACGAGACGACGAUCGCCAUGUUCCAGCAUCCCGGACCGCCGCAGGGUCCGGUAGCGUCUGGGCCACCCGGUGCCACCAUGCUCGAUCCUUCGGGGAUGCUAAAUGGUGGGCAGGGUGGGGUGGGCGUCGUGAUGGCGGUAGGCGCAGGUCCUGGGAAACCACGGAAAAGCGACGAUAUGAACGGGGCGUCCGGUUCGUCGACGCCUACGACCACCACGCCGCUAGACGGUGCCGGUAAUGGGAAGAAAAGCGACAAAAAGAAGUCCGACCCGAACGGGAUCAAGAAGAAGAAAACCAGGACGACCUUCACCGCGUACCAGCUUGAGGAGCUUGAGCACGCCUUCGAACGGGCGCCUUAUCCGGAUGUGUUCGCUCGCGAGGAGUUAGCGCUGAAGCUGAACCUGAGCGAGUCGCGUGUACAAGUUUGGUUCCAGAACCGUCGGGCAAAAUGGCGCAAGCGCGAACCACCUCGGAAGUCGGCGUACCUUGGCAACAACAGCCCAUCGGCACCGAUGAAUGGCCCGAUCGGUUCGUCCUUUAGCCAGUUCCCGCAAACCGCCACGGUCACACCACCGGGCAGCGUCGACAGUUGGUCCACCUAUCAGGCACCGUACGAGCUCGGGCCACAUAUCAACCUGCUGUCGCCGGCCGUCAGCCCGUACGGGUCCUUUAGCACCCAAUACGGUACUUACAUGCCCGAAAGUCACAUGUUUCCGGUGCGGCAGCACUACGACUACGGUAGCCCAUCCCGACCGGGUGUAGGCGAACCUGGACCGGACGAAACGGGCCACCAACAUCAGCACCAUGGGCAUCAUCAUCACCACGCGCAUCACGGUCACCACAAACCCGACCACUAUGCGACCUCGAUGGACGACAAGUUCGAGACGCACUGUACUGGCGGGCUUCCGGAUGGCCUCACCAAUGGAAAGUACGUCGAUGACACGAAGUACAUCCACGGAGUCGACGUGCACCACUACCCGGACACCGAUCCGAAGUACGGCAACUGCCACCAGCUGGACGAUCCGUCGAUGAAAGCUCACUACGGUCCACCGCAGCCUCCACAGCAAGCUCAAGCACCACCUUCGCAACAGCAGCAACAGCAGCAGCAGCAACAACCCCAGCAAGGUCAGUGUCAGUCCGUCGGCGUGGACGAUCCCGACACGCUGGGUAUGGUAAAAGCCGAGGAGAGUGUCACCCACAGCUACGUACUUCCAUCUUUUUUGCCCUGA
Molecule: messenger RNA, 1821 nt
Organism: Anopheles nili
Lineage: Eukaryota; Metazoa; Arthropoda; Insecta; Diptera; Culicidae
Product: homeobox protein aristaless
Exons: 4
Coding region: 1-1821 (606 amino acids)
Biological process (GO): regulation of transcription by RNA polymerase II
Molecular function (GO): DNA-binding transcription factor activity, RNA polymerase II-specific; RNA polymerase II transcription regulatory region sequence-specific DNA binding
Source: RefSeq, a predicted model, not a curated record